CCCAAACCAAAAAGAAGUUCAUACUGUACUCGGGUAAUACUGACUAUUGCAUUUUAGAAGAGGCAAAGCUUAUGUUACUAGGGCCCUGACAUGAACAACUAGAAGCUUCUUGUCGUUGAUCGCCCUCUUAUGCUAGGUACUCCGAGCCACCGGGCUCACAGUCAGAUGCGCAGAAAUUAGCACCAUGCAGUCGACUAAUGGUGGUGGGCGAACCAAUACGAAGUGCUAUACGAAGUACUGUGACUCGCCAAUACAAGACAUUUCUUCUAUGUCCCCCACUACUCACUUUGACUCUUUUCGGAGCCGCUUUCGGUAAAAAUUUAGGCGCUACAAACAUUGUUUAGUUCCAAGCUUGAUCUUGGAGUCCAACAGUAGGCGCAAUGGCUUCGUCGAGAACGGGCGUAGAUCUGGAGAAGGAGUUGACAUGUUCUAUUUGCACCGAUAUUCUUUACCAACCCUUAACCCUCCUCGACUGCUUGCACACAUUUUGCGGCUCCUGUUUGAAGGACUGGUUCGGAUGGCAACAAAUCGUAGCAGAAAACUCGCCCAACCCUCCAACCCCGGGCUCUCAAAGGUUCACCUGCCCAUCUUGUCGUGCCUUCGUUCGUGAUACUCGCCACAAUGCCACCGUCAACACCUUGCUCGAAAUGUUCCUGGCCGCGAACCCGGACAAGGCUCGGGCGGAGGACGAGAAGGAGGAAAUGCGUCAGAAAUACAAGCCAGGAGAUAAUGUCCUACCGCGGGUGCGCGUACCUUACAAAUCGCCCGAGGAGAGGCGGCUAGAGGAAAUGGAGAGGCAAAUGUUGGAAGAGGCGCGCCAGAUGAGCCUGCACGAUGCCGGUGUCGAUGCGGCAGAGUCCUCUAGGGCGGGGCGGCAUCGUGAUUAUAACCGGUCCGAAGAUAGGAGGGGUAGGUCGGACAGAGACAGCAGCCGGGAGACCCGGCGUCGGGAUACGCACGAUCGCGCUCGGAGAGAUGAUGAGCACAGACGUCGGGUUGAUUCGACCGGCAUGUUGCAACCUGACUUGUCUUCGGAUGAACAGCGACGUCAUCGCAGCGAAUCACGGCAUCGUUCGCGUGAUUCAUCCCAAAUCAGGAGGAGACAAGUAGAACACCAGUCAUCCAUAAGGUCGCUGAUUAGCUCAUCCAAUGUCGAUUUUCGGGAUAUAGAACGAGAAAUAGAAGAGUUUGCUCGUCAAAUCCAAGAAGAAGGCCUCCUAGAUGGUUUAGACCUAGACAACAUCGACCUAGCCCAAAAUGACGACCUGAGUCGAAAGAUCACGGAUGCAUAUCGACGGAGGCAGAGGGAACGAGCCCGCGCCCACCAGACUAUCCAACAACCUAGGAUGAGUGAUCCCGGCAUCACAUCUCACCGACCUGAACAAACACCUUCUGCGUCACGACCUCUCUUGACGGACGCAUCCCGACCUAGUAGUCGACCAAGGUCAAGUUCAGCAACUAGUAGACCGCACACUAGUCAAAGUCAGGUGGACGAUCGCAGUCGUCCUCCUAUCACGACAUCGCACCUCGAAGUCCGCGCAGAUCCAGAAAGGCGACACAGGAGGAGGACUUCCAGCGGUGCAAGGAGUGCAACAGAUCCUGUUCGACCAAGGACGGCCGAUACUACUCCAGCAGCAAGGUCGCAGACGGACUUGGUUUCUAGACCGCAAACGUCCGAUCCAUCGUCUCGUCGCCCUUCCAUUACAGAUUCAAGAAGCACCAGCAUGCCUACGUCGGCCUCGGCUGUCCAGUUAACAUCAACCGCUUCAAUUAAUGAUCAUCGGCCCAGAGAUCUUUCAUUCAGUGGGCGGGCAUCUGCUGCUCAGAUUCCAUCAGCGCCUUCUCCGGAAAUCCAGUCCGAUGAUUCUAAUAAAGAACGCCCUAAGCGAGCGCGACGGCCAUCAAGUCUUGUAGUCGCGCCGCAAACCCCCCUGCCUAGCCUUGGACUCAUAUCAUCGCCUACACAUCAAACACAUCAUCACCGAACACGAUCUCAAUUUUAUCAGGAGCCCUCCAUCACGUGCUCACGUUGCAGGCGGCCCCAUAUUGAAUACGAGCUUCAUUACAACUGUUCAAAGUGCGCCAACGGUCAAUGGAAUAUCUGCUUGAGUUGCUAUCGAAGUGGGAAAGGCUGUAAUCAUUGGUUUGGUUUCGGAUAUGCGGCCUUCAAAAACUGGGAAAGAGCUCGAGCAGGCGAUCAUGAGAACUUGGAACCACCACACAUGCUGACCUCGUGUCGAUACAGACAACCUAAAUAUGUGCCCGGGGGAGCGGAAGGACGAAGGACGGUCACGACGGAUGAUCCGAUGAACCGCUUAGAGAGUGGCAUGUUCUGUUCACGAUGUUUCUCCUGGGCUAACGAAUGCUUUUGGCGGUGCGAAUCGUGCAACGAGGGCGACUGGGGUUUCUGUAACAACUGCGUGAACACGGGCAAGUGCUGCACCCAUCCGCUUCUUCCUCUGACCUAUGUCGCACCCGUGUCGACCCCUCAUACUCCGCCGACCAGUCCUCGCAUACCGAAAAGGCCACGAGGAGCCACACUAUUCACAGGACCCAACGCCGUUAACCUUGGGAGUUUCAAGUCACUUACGUUUACGACGACGUGCGAGAUUUGCCGGGAAGCUAUUCUACCUCAUCAUCGCAGGUACCACUGCCCAGAGUGUAUCAGCACGGCCGUUCCAGACGCACAGAAAGGCGAUUAUGAAAUUUGUGUAGAUUGUUACGCAAGUGCAGUCCAUAACAAGCGCAUAUCUGACGAGAAUGGCCACGCGGGAUGGAGACGCUGCCUGAAGGGCCACAGGAUGGGUAUGGUCGGGUUCACGGAGGGCUCGCUCGGACAAAGACGCAGCAUAUUCCGGGAUAUAGUGGGCGGCCGGAACCUACGUAUGGAAUCCUACGAGGGCACUGCCAGUCCGAGCGAGGAGGAGCCCCGGCGAGGAGAAUCGCAUUUACAAAGAUGGAGCUGGAAGACGGAGAACGGAGCGAGACUCGAAAAGUUCGUCGCCGCAGACGUGGCUGAUACGGCGCCUUCGUUGGGUACGGAGCUCUUCCCUCCAGAUGGGGGAGCGGGUCUCAAGGCAAUCGCGAGAUGGUCUUGGUACCCGAAAGCAGGUACCGUAGACGAAUUGCUAUUCCCCAAGGGGUCAGAAGUAAGAGAAGUGGAAGACGUGAACGGGGAGUGGCUGUUCGGCAGCUACAUGGGUGCCGAGGGUUUGUUUCCCGCCCCCUACGUAAGGAUUAUCGAGUAGCAACGUUACGAAGGCUUCGACGCUGAGUAGUGAGAAAUAUUGAACAUUAUAAGGAUGGGAUCUACAACUAUGUUUCUUGCAUUUAUUUAUACGUAAGGUAUGCAUGGAUAUGGAUGGGGAUAUGAGAUAUGCGGAUGAGGAGUUUGAUGAUACCUAGCUCGCUGCGCAAUUUACCUAUAUAUGGAUGUAUAUACUUACGAUCGCUGAUUGUUGGUGGUUGAGACUUCGUGCCGUUUGGAUAACUCGCCUGAAAUCCACGAGUAUAUGUGAGCAAUAAGAAUACCAUGAAUUUAUGUUUAGUUUCG
Messenger RNA from Annulohypoxylon truncatum, 3553 nucleotides. RefSeq lists its product as uncharacterized. The transcript has 2 exons. The record is from RefSeq and is a predicted model, not a curated record. Gene Ontology annotation, cellular component: nucleus. Gene Ontology annotation, biological process: protein ubiquitination; ubiquitin-dependent protein catabolic process; mitotic cell cycle checkpoint signaling. Gene Ontology annotation, molecular function: metal ion binding; protein binding; ubiquitin-protein transferase activity. Lineage: Eukaryota; Fungi; Ascomycota; Sordariomycetes; Xylariales; Hypoxylaceae. Bases 381 to 3248 code for a protein of 955 amino acids.